AUGCCCACCCCUCAGCUCGAAAUCCCAGGUGAUUGUUACUGGGAUCUUGUUUUUCAUUACAAAAACCCCGAUAAUGUCACAGUCGAGCGCACCGAGAUCGUCAGAUGGUCCCGGAAGGUUUCCAAAUCUGCUUUUAAAGAGCAGACAGAGGAGAUCGCGUCGAAAUUGGCAACUGAACACAAAGCAGGUCUUGAAGCGGGUGGAAGCUACAGUAUCGUCAGUGCCUCUGUCAGAGCAGAGACGGGAAUCUCGGCGGAGAUCAAUUCGACAAUUUCCAAGGUCUCAAGGAUUGAAGCCCAUGAGGAAUUAGAGGAGUCAGGAGAGAGUCAGCACACUUACAGGCUAGGCCCAGGUUCGUCAUAUAGUCUCUACCAAAGGGUAUUCUAUGCUCCUGGAGUCAUUGUGAAAACGCAGACAUACAGUGGUGGGCCGGGGGAAGAGGUGCCAGGCCCCAAAAUCCACGUUCCAAUCACCUGCGACCUAAGGCCUAACAAGUUCCUUUCGGAUAUCGAGGCAAGUUACCUGCCUCCUUCACUGUAA
Rasamsonia emersonii CBS 393.64 is the source of this 540-nucleotide messenger RNA. RefSeq lists its product as uncharacterized. The transcript has 2 exons. Lineage: Eukaryota; Fungi; Ascomycota; Eurotiomycetes; Eurotiales; Trichocomaceae. The record is from RefSeq and is a predicted model, not a curated record. The coding region runs from base 1 to 540 and encodes 179 amino acids.